This is a messenger RNA of Sardina pilchardus (European sardine), 4393 nucleotides long. RefSeq names its product DENN domain containing 2B (gene dennd2b). The transcript is spliced from 21 exons. Gene Ontology annotation, biological process: positive regulation of ERK1 and ERK2 cascade. The record is from RefSeq and is a predicted model, not a curated record. Lineage: Eukaryota; Metazoa; Chordata; Actinopteri; Clupeiformes; Clupeidae. The coding region runs from base 223 to 3657 and encodes 1144 amino acids.
AGCCCAGCCUUCUGCUUGCCAGCCCUCUCGGCAAGGGAGGACUCCGUUAGCUUGAGAGGACUUGAGUAGAAUUUUAGGGAAGAAGUCCAGGUAUCACCGGCAGUGUUGUGUGUUUUGAGAAAAAAAAUGUCUUACCAGGAUCUGUUUUAGAGAGACACCUCAACAUGAAAAUGGCUCGGAUAACCAGAGGAUUCCUUGAGGUGAGUGGGCGGUCAGGUGAAGAUGACUGCCAACAAGAGCACCAAGGCCGCACCCAGAACAGGAGUGGGUAAGGAGGCCCAGGAGAUCCCCGACAGGUGCCAGUCCGUUUCCCCUCCGCCCCUCCUCUCGUCCGGCAAGGGCUCGUGCCGCGCCUCCCUCAACGACGGCGAGGACUCGGCGCCGCUGUCCCGGUACGCCAGGGGCAACUGCAAGCACCUGAGCCUGCGCAACUGGCGCGAGAAGAAGAGCGCCAGCCUGCGCCCGGGCCUCUCGCUCUCCGCCGACUUCGAGUCCCAGAGCCGCCUCAUCAAGGCCAGGAGCAUCAGCUGCCUGGACAAGCGGCUGUCCAUCUUCAAGCCCACCCCGCCGGGAGACGACGCACGCAGCCAGGAGCAGAAAGAGAACCAGCAGGAGCAGCCGCAGGAGCAGGAGGCUGACCAGUCCAGGGAGGGUCUGACCGCGGGGCCUCUGAGCUGGAGCACGCUCUCGCUGGGGCCCAGCUCGUCCAGCUCCUUCUCGGCGGCGGCGGCGGCCAACAACGGCCACAAGCGCACCCUCUCGCUCAGCCGCACCGGCGCCGGCCCCUGCUCCGCCACCAUCCGCAAGAAGAUCUCGGAAUGGGAGUGCCGGCGCGUGUCUCUUCCUAGGAUGAGCCUGUGCCUGGACAAGAGGCCCGGCGGCGGUGGGGACGGUCUCCCCCCGUCGCCCUGCAGCGAGAAGAGCUUCGACUUCAAGGGCGGCCGCAGGAUGAGCACGGCCUUCUCCGAGUGCUCCUACCCCGAGACGGAGGAGGACGAGGCGCUAGCGUCCGACAGGGAGUCCGUGGGACGCUUCCAGAAGAAGUCGGCCAAGACCGAAGGGUCCGCCGUCUUCCUGCGCUCCUUGACGGCGCGCAAGGAGACCUCGGCCGUCCUCAACCGGAUACAGAAGAUCGAGCAGGCGCUGAAGGACAGUCCCACGCCGUCUCCGCCCCAGUAUCUCAGCAACUCCUACGGCCUGGACAAGGGCCGGCACAAGGCGUUCACCAUCGGCGGGCUGGAGGACCUGGACAGCGCCUGCGGCAGCAAGCGGAGCAGCAUCUGCUCCAUCGCCACCGAGCCGGACCUGGCGCCGGCGUCCGACCGGCUCUCCAAGCUCCGGCAGCGCUUCAGCAUGUGCUCGGCCCGCUCCGAGAGCCCCGAGCCUCCGGCGGCCAGUCCCGGCGGCACGCCGGUCAACCCUCUGCCCAAACCCAGACGCACCUUCGAGUACGACGCCAACCGCAACCAUAAGGGCGCGACCCCCAGCAACGGACUACCUCCCACGUGCGAGUCGCCACCACCGCUGCCCUCCACCCCUGCCCCCUCCCUCUCACGCAACCCCAAGACUGACCGAGGCUCCUCUAAGAAGACCCAGGACAGGGAGUCGUGCGAGUCCGAGGACGCCGCCAGCCUGCCCUCCUCCUACCCGUCCUCGCCCACCGAGAACGGCACGGCCUCCACGGGCACGCCCACGCGCACCAGCUCCAAGAGCCCGCAGGAGGAAAACGCCUACGAGGACAUAGUGGAGUCGAUGCGGGAGAACCCUUACGAGGACGUGGACCUGAAGGGACGGCUUUUGGGUCGAAAGUCUCGAGGGUCACUGAACCAUUUAUGGUCCUCCCAGGAUCGGAAGCUGAACUCUCCUCCUCAGCUGCCCUCUAAACCGAGCAGUCAGUCGCUGCGGCUGCCCGGGCCCACGGACAGGAAGAGCCACCGGACGUCCCGACUGGCCAAGCGGCACAGCCACGAUGACGCGCUGCUCCUGCCGCAGUUGAGCGUGUCGACCUCCUCCUGCGGCCUGCUCGACGACACCCUGAGCACCACCAGCGACACGCUGGCCUCUCGCCGACACAGGAGGGUCCCCAAGUUGGUCCAGAGGAUCAACUCCAUCUACUCGACCAAGAGAGGGAAGAAGCGUCUCAAGAAGCUCACCCUGUCCAACAUUGAAACUUCAUCUCUGAGAGAUGACAAUAGUGAGAGUGAGAGCGACUCUGACGACAGAUUCAAAGCACACACACAGAGGCUUCUGAAGCUCCAGUCCAUGCUGCGGCGGGCUCCCAGCUAUCGCACCCUGGAGCUGCAGCUCUUGGAGUGGCAGGAGCGGGAGCUGUUUGAGUACUUUGUGGUGGUCUCCCUCAAGAAGAAGCCCACCAAGAACUCCUACACCCCCGAGGUCACCUACCAGUUCCCCAAGUUAGAGAGGCCCACCAAGCAGAUGCGGGAGGCUGAGCAGAGGCUCAAAGCCAUCCCUCAGUUCUGCUUCCCAGAUGCCAAAGACUGGACCCCUGUGGCCGAAUACAGCAGUGAGACCUUCUCCUUCAUGCUCACUGGAGAGGAUGGCAGCAGGCGGUUCGGCUACUGCAGGCGUCUCUUGCCGAGCGGAAAGGGGCCUCGCCUGCCAGAGGUCUACUGCGUCAUCAGCAGGCUGGGCUGUUUCGACCUGUUCUCCAAGAUCCUGGACGAGGUGGAGCGGCGGAGGGGCAUCUCGGCCGCCCUGGUCUACCCCUUCAUGAGGAGCCUGAUGGAGUCGCCCUUCCCCGCGCCCGGAAAGACCAUCAAGGUCAAGACCUUCCUGCCUGGAGCAGGAAAUGAGGUGAUUGAGUUGCGGCGGCCGAUGGACUCUCGUCUGGAGCACGUGGACUUUGACAGCCUGUUCAGCUGCCUGAGCGCGAGGCAGGUGGUGCGCGUCUUCGCCUCCCUGCUGCUGGAGCGCAGGGUCAUCUUUGUGGCCGAAAAACUCAGCACCUUGUCCAGCUGUGUGCACGCGGUGGUGGCGCUCCUGUACCCGUUCUCCUGGCAGCACACCUUCAUCCCCGUGCUGCCCGCCUCCAUGGUGGACAUCGUCUGCUGCCCGACGCCCUUCCUGGUCGGCCUCCUCUCCAGCUCCCUGCCCAAGCUCAAGGAUCUGCCCGUGGAAGAGGCUCUCAUGGUGGAUCUGGGGACAGACCGUUUCAUCAAACAGAUGGACGACGAAGCCUCACUUUUACCGAGAAAACUGCAAGCUGCCCUCGAACAAGCUCUGGAACAAAGGAAUGACAUCAUCAAUCAGGACUCUGACAGCGAAUCAGAUGAAGAGUGCAACACUCUGAACAGCCUGGUGUCCGAGGCCUUCAUCCGCUUCUUCCUGGAGGCCAUCGGCCAUUACUCUCUGUUCAUGACCCAGGGCGAGCGGGGCGAGCGCGCCUUCCAGCGCGAGGCCUUCCGCAAGUCGGUGGCCUCCAAGAGCAUCCGCCGUUUCCUGGGCGUCUUCAUGGAGUCCCAGAUGUUUGCUGGCUUCAUCCAAGACCGAGAGUUGAGAAAGAGUCGGGCGAAAGGUCUGUUUGAGCAAAGAGUGGAGCAGUACUUGGAAGAGUUACCAGACACAGAACAGAGUGGAGUAAAUAAGUUCCUGAAAGGAUUAGGGAACAAAAUGAAGUUCCUCCAUAAAAAGAACUGAGGGAGUCAUUUGCUGAAACCAAAGAAACAAAGCUUCAAUCCUGCUUUUGAAGAACUGAAGGACAUCAAACAGACUGCUGCAGAAACAGACUUUAUCGAACGUUCUUUGCUGCAGGAAUUCAUUACUUCUAUCUGGGCAAUUUUGAUGGACUAUAUCAUUGUACCAGAAGGAAUGCCACCAUGGGGCCAAUGAAUUACUUGACAAUAGAAACUGUAAAUUCACUGAUAAGCCUACUUUGCAUGGUCGAUGCCAGCAGUUUCCCCCUUUGAGUUUACUUUCUGUGUCUAAUCUGAUCUGAAUGAAAAGAAUGUCAAACAAAAAGUACAGUAUGCGCAUUUGACCAUUGUACAUAUUUCACUGUAAAUUGGCUGUGAUGAUCUCUGUGUAGUGCGUUAUAUUUAGGUACCAUGUUUAUGAACUAGUGUUUCAGUAGGAUGGUACUGAGCAACUGUGCAUUUUCGUGUCUGAAUAACCACUGACGGUGAGUUUGAUAUGUGCGUGUGUGUACUGUAUGUGCGUGUGUGUGUGGAGAGAUGUGUGUAGAGCAGAUGUACAGAUGUCGAGAUUAGUUUUGUAUUUAACGUUAGGGUUAACCUUUCAUGGAAAGAAAAUGUUGAAAGAGGAUGCAUCUUUAGAGGUUUUUGUACAUGCAUUAACAUAUGAAGAAAAUUAUUGCUCAAGCCUUUCAAUGCUUUGUCAAAGUCAAAUGUUUUAAAAUAAAGCUUUUGAAUUAAAA